CUCCUUGGGUCUGCCGGCGUGUCAUCCUCUCUCUAUUCUCCCUCUUUCUGCAUCGACGGAAUCCUCCGCACUCUAAAAGAUCAAAAUGUCCAGGAAAGUGGUGAGGACCAGCAAGUUCCGCCAUGUCUUCGGCCAGGCGGUUAAGGCCGAUCAGUGCUACGAUGAUAUCAGAAUCUCUCAGAUGACAUGGGACAGCAACUUCUGCUCUGUCAAUCCCAAAUUCGUGGCCAUGAUCGUGGAUGCCAGCGGUGGUGGGGCCUUCAUGGUGCUGCCACUGAGUAAGACGGGGCGUAUUGACAUGUCCUAUCCCACAGUGUGUGGACACACUGGGCCGGUUCUAGACAUCGAGUGGUGCCCCCACAACGACAACAUCAUCGCCAGCGGCUCAGAGGACUGCACCGUCAUGAUUUGGGAAAUUCCGGAUGGAGGCUUAACAAAGCCACUGACGGAGCCAGUGGUGACACUGGAGGGCCACUCUAAACGCGUAGGCAUCCUGAGCUGGCAUCCCACUGCCCACAACGUACUCAUGAGUGCAGCCUGUGACAAUGUGGUGAUUCUGUGGAACGUGGCGUGCGGGGAGGCGGUGGUCCGCAUCGACACCCUGCACACCGACCUCAUCUACAGCGCCUGCUGGAACACGGAUGGCUCCCGAAUCCUCACCUCCUGCAAGGACAAGAAGAUCCGCAUCCUGGACCCACGCAAGGGCACCGUCAUCGUUGAGAAAGAAAAGCCCCACGAAGGCUCAAGGCCCGUUAGGGCGGUGUUUGUCUCAGACGGGAAGAUCCUGACCACGGGGUUCAGCCGUAUGAGUGAAAGACAGGUGGCGCUGUGGGACCCGAAUAACUUCAAGGAGCCCCUCAACUUGCAAGAGCUGGACACAAGCAGUGGAGUUCUGCUGCCCUUCUUCGACCCUGACACUGGCAUUGUAUACCUCUGUGGCAAGGGUGACAGCAGCAUCAGGUACUUCGAGGUGACGGACGAGGCACCCUAUGUUCACUACCUGUCCAUGUACAGCAGUAAGGAGAGCCAGAAAGGAAUGGGAUACAUGCCCAAGAGGGGCUUGGAAGUCAACAAGUGCGAGAUCGCCAGGUUCUAUAAGCUGCAUGAGAGGAAGUGUGAGCCCAUCGUCAUGACUGUCCCUCGCAAGUCUGACCUCUUUCAAGAGGACCUGUACCCUGACACAAUUGGUCCAGAGCCAUCCGUGGAAGCCGCUGAUUGGUUUGCGGGGAAAAACGGCCAGCCAAUCCGAAUUUCCUUGAAGGACGGGUUUGUGGCUACCAAAACUAAAGAGUUCAAGGUCCACAAGAGCCUGCUGACUACCACAACGGCCUCCUCAGGGAAUCGACAGGCUGACAGCACGGAAGUGCAUUCCUUGCAGGAACAGGUGAAGCAGCUGAAAGCUGCAGUGGAAGAGCUAACCGAGCGUGUUAAAAACCUAGAAAACAAAGACUGAGAAUUCAGAGUAGAGCAAGGGAGAGAGAGGGAGGUCAUAUCAGAGAGCAGAAAGGAAUGAUUUGAGGCAUAGAUAGGGGAGACAAAAGGGGGGGGGGGCAUGACUGGGAGAGUCUGGAAAAAAGCUGUACACAGAACUGUUAUGAAGCAAAGUAAUUUUAUUUUGAGCUUGAAUUUUAGGGAUUUGUAACUGCACUGAGUUUGACAAUCAGUUGUAUUUUAUACUGUUCAUGAGCAUCUAUUAACGUAAGAUUCUUGACAGAAUUAGGUUGCUAUACAUGGUGAAGACAUUUAGACAAUUUGAAAUAAAAUGUAAAAAUAAAAUAAAAUGUUUAAAAUAAAAUAUUAUUUUCAGAAUGUUCCAAGUUUUUUUUCUUUUAGUGGUUCCUUGGAGAAAAAGGGAAUUUG
This is a messenger RNA of Megalops cyprinoides (Indo-Pacific tarpon), 1860 nucleotides long. RefSeq names its product coronin, actin binding protein, 1A (gene coro1a). Bases 86 to 1453 code for a protein of 455 amino acids. Gene Ontology annotation, biological process: actin filament organization; cell migration. The record is from RefSeq and is a predicted model, not a curated record. NCBI's taxonomy places the organism in Eukaryota, Metazoa, Chordata, Actinopteri, Elopiformes, Megalopidae. The transcript has 11 exons. Gene Ontology annotation, molecular function: actin filament binding.